Rosa rugosa (rugosa rose) is the source of this 1363-nucleotide messenger RNA. RefSeq names its product phospholipase A1-IIgamma-like. The coding region runs from base 1 to 1140 and encodes 379 amino acids. Lineage: Eukaryota; Viridiplantae; Streptophyta; Magnoliopsida; Rosales; Rosaceae. The transcript has 2 exons. Gene Ontology annotation, molecular function: glycerophospholipid phospholipase A1 activity. Gene Ontology annotation, biological process: lipid metabolic process. The record is from RefSeq and is a predicted model, not a curated record.
AUGGGUAGCAUAGCAACAAGGUGGAGGCUUCUGAGCGGCGAGAACGAGUGGGCGGGUUUAUUGGAUCCUCUCGAUAUUGAUCUCCGCCGCUACAUCAUUCACUAUGGUGAAAGGGCCGGAGCCAUAGGCGAUGGCUUCAUCAAGGAAACAAAAUCAAGCAACUGUGGACUUCCGCGAUAUGCAAAGAGCCAAUUCUUCACCAAGGUGGGUUUGGAGAACUACAACCCUUAUAAGUACGUGGUGAAGAAGUAUUUGUAUGCAGCAACAAUGUUAUCUCCCGGCAGAUCGAACUGGUUGGCUUAUGUUGCGGUGGCAACGGAUGAGGGAAAGGAAGUGUUGGGGAGGAGGGACAUUUUGAUUUCAUGGAGAGGAACUGUGCUGGACGAAGAGGCCGGAAUUGAUUUGUUGUUCGAUUUAGUCUCGGCUUCUGAUAUUCUGGGAAGUGAGAGUGGAGCUAAGGUGCACCAUGGUUGGCAUUCCUAUUACACUAAUGUGGACCCUGUUUCUCCAUACACUAAAACUAGUUGUAGAGACCAGGUUUUAGCUACAAUUAGAGAAGUAGUGGACCAAUACAAGGAUGAGGAAAUAAGCGUAACUGUCACUGGCUACAGCAUGGGUGCUGCAUUUGCAAUCUUGAAUGCAACGGACAUUGUUUACAAUAGAUACAAUGUGCCUACUGCAUAUCCAGAUAAAGCCUGCCUUGUUACAUCCAUUGUGUUCGCUAGCCCUCGUCUCGGAGACGAAGGAUUCAGAAAAGUAUUCAGUAGUCUCGAAAACCUUCAUGUCUUACGCAUCACAAAUCUCCACGAUGUUAUAACUAUUCUACCGCCAUCAAGCAGUUAUGUUCACGUUGGAAAAGAGUUGGAAAUCGACACUCUCAAAUCUCCCUACUUGAAGGAUGCAUCGCAGUCCCUACACAAUUUGGAAGUUUACCUUCAUGGAGUUGCAGGAACACAAGGGAUAAAUGGUUUCAAAUUGGAGGUUUAUCGUGAUCUUGCAUUAGUGAACAAAAAGCUGGAUGGUCUAAACGACGAACAUAAUGUAGUUGCUAAUUGGUGGACAGAGAAGAACAAGUCUAUGGUUCAAAUGGAUAAUGGCUCCUGGGUUUUGAUGGAUCGUGAGAAAGAUGAUGAUAAUUGACCAGUCUGAAAGAGGUAGUCUAUUAGUAAAGUUUACCAAUGGUAUUGUACGUCUGCGGCCUUUUAUGUGUUCGUGCUUAGUUGUUUGGGAUCAAUGUCCUUCCCAUGCCAAUUCCAGCAAGAAAAUAUAUAUUGGAUGAUUCUCGCUCAUUCCACUAUUUGGGAACGUUUGAAAUGUUGAUGACGAAAUAUAAGCGCACAAAUGUGAAUUGUACUACAAUAAG